Arthroderma uncinatum is the source of this 2220-nucleotide messenger RNA. RefSeq names its product C6 zinc finger domain-containing protein. Gene Ontology annotation, molecular function: transcription cis-regulatory region binding; DNA-binding transcription factor activity, RNA polymerase II-specific. The transcript has 4 exons. Gene Ontology annotation, cellular component: nucleus. Gene Ontology annotation, biological process: regulation of DNA-templated transcription. Lineage: Eukaryota; Fungi; Ascomycota; Eurotiomycetes; Onygenales; Arthrodermataceae. Bases 1 to 2220 code for a protein of 739 amino acids. The record is from RefSeq and is a predicted model, not a curated record.
AUGGCCGAGCUCGAGUCGCGGAUAGACGCCCUUGCAACUUCGAUCAUGCAGUCUCACAACCAGGCUGCGUCCGCUCGGGAGCGUUCAGAUUCAUAUCCCAGAACUAGUCCCACGGCUACCAGCUCUCCACGGGCUGACAGUGCCAGUCGUGCAUCUCAGAACCCGCUAUCUUCGACCCUAUCCAGUCCAUCACAUCGAGACGCCGUUCAGGGAAUGAGAAUUCCUUCUUCGUCAAUGUCCCCGUCCGCUGGUCAACAAACUCCGUCAGUUAAUGCUUUUGAGGGUCCAGAGAACGACACUAUACCCUCGUCAUACAUAGACGCUGUUAUCUCCCAAAACUUGGAUGAGACUACGGCGAAUAAUAUCUUCAAUAGAUACAUCACUGGCAUGGCGCCAAAUCUCCCCUUCGUGAUGUUCUCAGCCGACACCAAAGCAGCUGAUAUCCGAAAGUCAAAACCUGUCGUCUUCCUCUCGAUUCUCGACAUUGCAUCUGCUGGAUUCUGUGAGGUGUCUGCCCAGAGGAACAUACGCAAACUUAUAGUGCAGGUAUACCUUCAUUACAUGCUUAGGACCAACGAGUAUUCCCUUCCUGUGCUUCAGGCUUUGAUAAUAUCAGCAGCAUGGUAUCAGCCGAUUGAACCGAUUCAGCCUGGAGAACAGAUGGAUGUCUAUCAGCUCAGCCACACGGCUUCGAAUAUGGCCAUAAUUAUGGGGCUUGACAAAAAGCUAGGAGCAAGGUCGUGGGGCGGCCCGUCAUUCAUUCAGAAACAACGAUUAAAUGGCCCCAAUAGCAUUGUCCAGGAAAAAAGCCUUGCCGCGAGAAGGGUCUGGCUUGGCUGCCACUACAUAUGUUCAAACACGUCUAUGGCGCUACAUGCACCGAAUGUGAUGCGGUGGACACGGUAUAUGGACGAGUGCCUGGAGGCCCUUGAGAAUUCACCAGCCGCAUUUCCAUCUGAUAAGCUGUUUUGCCAACACAUCAGAUUGCAGCAUAUCAUUGAGGAGUAUGAGCUCCAGCUGGACUGGGACAAUUCGGCGGCCGCCAGCCCAACGCACGAGAUCCAAGCUCAGGUCACCCAUAGGGCAUUCAAGCGUCAGCUUCUAGAUUGGACUAAUGCGGUACCGGAGGAUUGCUGGAAUGAAACCCUUGACUUCUCUCGACUCUUCGCAACUCUCUAUAUCAACGACGUCGUGUUGAACUCAACCUCUCGACAAGACCACUGUUCAGAAUCAGAUGUCCAAUCCGAAAGCGAACAGUCUCAUAAACUCACUAUUGAUGAGUCCACCUUUUUCGAAUUCCUAGAAACAGUGAACAACAUCUUCCGUAUAAUAUUUUCUCUGGACAUGUCAGCAAUCCGCGCCCUACCGACAGUCUACUUUAUUCGAAUUGUUUACGUGGUCAUUAUUCUUGUUAAGCUCCAUUUCGCAGCUAUGCAGCUUCCUGGAGACGGUGGGAAAGUACAUACCGCUGAGCUUAAAGUCAGGGAGCGCCUUGACCAUCUGAUUCAGAUGUUUGCGGGCUGGGGGACUCUAUGGCCGGCAAAUAGGCUCAUGAGAGUCCUUCGGAAACUUAAGUCAUGGUUUGAGAAGAACAGCAGUUGCAAGAUGGCACAACAUGAGCUUUCAUGGCUGAAUUCUUGGGUCUUUAAGCAGGGGGAUGAUACAGGCUUAGAGAAAGAACACCCACAGCCGGCAACAUCGGUAUCAUCUCUGCCAGCCUUGGUCAACGACACAAUACCACCAGAAGCGCUAUCACAAGUUGCGCCUUCUCAAGCGCCUUCUCAGGCACCUUCUCAAUCCACUCUUGACUGGACCCUCCCAGACGAUUUGAUGAACACGUCUGCCCUACGAGACCUCCCAACGCCAUCUCCUUUUUCCCCCCAGUCUCAUAAUAAUACAUCUGAUGGUAUGCCACUCACUAGCCGAUCUACAGCUCCUAUCGACUUCUCUGAACCCCCUAGCUCAAUGGACCUUGAUCAGAUGUUCCCGGGAGCUAUAGAGGGAUUUGAGAUGGACUUUAACGUGAACGCCUACUUGGAUGCCCUCGGAUCUGAGGACUUUAGCAAUGGGAAGUUUGGCUUUGGUUCUCCUCAGAUGCAGUCGAAUACAGAUAUCUCAAGUACAGACUGGUCGACAUUUCUUGAAGGGGAUGCAUCAUUCGAUGCAGAUGGCGCGAUGAAAGGGUUAGAGUACGAUAAAAAGAAUAUAGGGGAUAGUUAG